Messenger RNA from Pollicipes pollicipes, 621 nucleotides. RefSeq names its product lactosylceramide 4-alpha-galactosyltransferase-like. The transcript is spliced from 4 exons. Gene Ontology annotation, molecular function: hexosyltransferase activity. Lineage: Eukaryota; Metazoa; Arthropoda; Thecostraca; Pollicipedomorpha; Pollicipedidae. Gene Ontology annotation, biological process: glycosphingolipid biosynthetic process. The coding region runs from base 1 to 621 and encodes 206 amino acids. The record is from RefSeq and is a predicted model, not a curated record.
AUGACGGGUCUGGGUCUCACCCUGACACACGAGUGGGCCCGUCCUCUCCUCGGUGAACUUGGUGAACAGGUCUGCUGCAUCUUGGUGAACGUGCGGGUCUCCUGCGACUUGGUGGCCAAGCGGAUCUGCUGCAAAUUGGUGACCGCGGGAGUCUGCUGCAGCCUGGUGACUGCGCGGGUCUGCUGCGACUUGCGCAACAACAUAAUCCUGGCUCGGCUCGACUUUGGGUCGCUGUUCGAGCGGUGGUACCAGAGUCGCGCCGUGCUGCGGUCGCCCUGGCCGGCGGUCCACAUGAGCGACGCGGCGCGCAUUGCAGUGCUGUUGCACCACGGCGGCAUCUACCUCGAUACGGACGUAAUUGUACGCCGCUCACUGGCCGCGCUGGACGAUGGUGCAGGCCUGGAGUCGGAGCGAGCCGUGGCGUCGGGUGUGCUCAAGUUCAGCCGCGACUCGGCCGUGCCGCGGCUGCUGGCAAGCUGCCUGACAGAGGGCUACGACCCGUACAACUGGGGACACAACGGGCCCGGCGUCGUCACCGAGGUGCUCAUCGAGGGCUGUGGCCUCCGAGACCCGCCGCUGACGACCACCCACUGCGGAAACUACACCAUCUACGGACGGUGA